Daldinia childiae is the source of this 735-nucleotide messenger RNA. RefSeq names its product Norsolorinic acid ketoreductase. The record is from RefSeq and is a predicted model, not a curated record. The transcript is spliced from 3 exons. The coding region runs from base 1 to 735 and encodes 244 amino acids. NCBI's taxonomy places the organism in Eukaryota, Fungi, Ascomycota, Sordariomycetes, Xylariales, Hypoxylaceae.
AUGGCUUCUACUAUUGUUCUUAUCACUGGUGCCAAUCGAGGUAUUGGUAAGGGCCUUGCUGAGCGCUAUCUGGCCCUACCUAAUCAUAAAGUGAUUGCUGCUAACCGCAACCCGGAGCAUCCCACGUCUAAGGAGCUGACCAACCUACCUAAAGCCCCUGGAAGCAGCCUCAUUAUCGUGAAGGUCGAAGCUACGAGCAACACAGACGCUGCAGAUGCUGUAAAGGAACUCCAGAAGCAGGGAAUCGAUCACUUAGAUAUCGUAAUCGCUAACGCCGCCAUCUCGCUCGGUUUCACUAAAGUUGCCGAUGCAAAGGUUGAGGACAUGUAUCAGACUAUGGAUGUUAAUGUCUUCGGCGUGCUACGACUAUUUCAGGCUACCCUGCCACUACUUCACAAGGCCGCCGCUCCUAAGUUUGUGACUAUUGGGUCCGGUGCUGGAUCUAUAGAGGAAAUGUAUUCAUAUCCGAACGCUGUUUACGGCCCUUCAAAGGCUGCUGUACACUGGAUUACAAAGAGCAUCAAUGAGGAAGAGGAACACAUCAUCGCAUUUGUGAUAGAUCCCGGAUGGACCCAAACCGAUAUGGGAAAUACAGCAGCGAGAUCAGUUGACCUAGACGAAGCCCUUGUCACUAUAAAGGAUUCUUGUGACGGUACCUUCAAGGUGAUUAAUGAGGCUACCAGAGAGUCAGGUGGCAAGUUAUGGACUUAUGAGGGAAAACGAAAAGCUUGGUAA